Messenger RNA from Sitophilus oryzae (rice weevil), 738 nucleotides. Its product is annotated as tetratricopeptide repeat protein 36 homolog. Gene Ontology annotation, biological process: cilium assembly. Gene Ontology annotation, molecular function: protein binding. Lineage: Eukaryota; Metazoa; Arthropoda; Insecta; Coleoptera; Curculionidae. The coding region runs from base 136 to 675 and encodes 179 amino acids. The transcript has 4 exons. The record is from RefSeq and is a predicted model, not a curated record.
UAUUACGGAACUUGUUUUAUAAAAGCCAUCUAAAAACAGUAAACAAGUUUCUGCAUAUGUUUAUGUAAAUCAUGAUAAAAUAAAUCUGAUAAUCUCUUAAACUACCUAUCGCCUUAUUUUUAAUUCACAUUUAAAAUGGAGAAGUUGAGUGAUCACGAUAAAGCCGUCCUAAAUUGUAUUUUUAAUCCAAACUUGCCUAUUGGAGAAGCCGAAAUUACCAAUAAUGUCGAUAUUCAAGAUAGUGAAGAAUGCACCGCCAAAAAUUUGGAAACAAAGCAAAUGGAACUAGAAGCUAUACAACUGGCAGAGCAAGGAAAACUUCAAGAAGCUAUAAAACUCGUAAAUAGCGCAAUUGAUGCGACACCAAACCGACCUUCGUUGUAUAACAAUAGAGCACACAUACUACAAUAUUUGAGGCAAUUUGAUGAUGCACUUAAUGAUUUAACCACUGCUAUAAGUCUAUGUACAGAUCAACACAAAAAAACCUUAUCACAAGCCUACACCCAACGAGGUAUUUUAUACAAGCGUAAUAACAAAAUUGAACUGGCCAAGGAGGAUUUUGAAAAUGCUGCAAGAUUGGGAAAUAAAUUUGCAAAAUCUCAGCUAAUUGAACUGAAUCCAUAUGCCGCAUUAUGCAACCAAAUGCUUAAACAAGUAAUGGAUCAAUUAAACUAAUAAAGAUGUAAGCAGUUUAUAUAAUUUUAUUUUAAUAUAUUUUCAUGUAACUAAAAACUGAAA